AUGAUCUCUGAAAGCGGAAGUGGGUGUUGAGUGUUUAACAGUAGUGUGGAACUAUGUCCCUACCUAGUUGUUAAUUAACUUCACUGUCGAUGGUAAUCUCACCAAACAAGUUGGUAGGAGCUGAAACACUAGCGAAAGCAGGAGCACCACCUGGCACGGCAAGCAACGUCAACCUAGCUAGUGUCUACUGCCAAAAUGCUGUCCGAAGGAGGCUCUUUCAUGAAGGGGAUGGUCAUGGGAGGCCUCUUCUGCUUGGUGCUGUCACUCCUGGGUAGUUUCAGCCCCGGCACGGAGUCCAAGACCAAUGAUCAUCAUCAUCAUCACGUCAAGGCCCCGAGUAAAGAUGAGCUGACACACUUCUCUGAUGGUGAGGUGCAGGAGUUGACCAAUCAAGUUCGGGUCUCUUGCAUCAUCAUGGUCAAGCCAAAGAUCAUUGUUUAUUGGGCCACUGCUGUCGACACCUGGAGCAAACACUGUGACAAGGCUGUGUUUUACACCUCUGAGUCCUCUAAGGUGUUCGAGGCGAUAGACCUGAAUGAAAAAGAUGACUGGGCGAGGUUACGUAAAGCUCUGAAGCAUGCUUAUGAGAACGCCGGAGACCUGCGCUGGUUCUUUGUGGCACAACCCACCACGUUUGCCAUCAUCGAGAACCUCAAAUACCUGCUGCUCACAAAGGAUCCCAGCGAGCCCUUCUACCUGGGCAAUGCCAUGAAGUCAGGGGAGCUUGAGUAUGUGACGUAUGAUAGUGGCAUUGUUCUGAGCUAUGAAGCGCUGAAAAGGCUAGUGCAUGUGUUACAGGAUGAAGACAAAUGUCCAGAAAGAGGACGUGCCCUGUGGAAGCUGAGUGAGGACAAGCAGCUGGCCGUGUGUCUCAAAUAUACAGGCGUCUUCGCAGAGAACGGAGAAGAUUCACAAGGAAAGGGCCUGUUCAACAGCAAGAGUGUGGACAGCCUGAUAACAGACAGCAUGAAGGACAACCCCACUAAUGUUGUGGAGGGCUGCUGCUCCGACAUGGCAGUCACAUUCAGUGGGAUGUCACCGAAUCAAAUGCAGGUUAUGAUGUAUGGAGUUUACAGACUUCGUCCUUUCGGCCACGAUUUUCAUGACUCGUUAGUAUUUUACCCUCCUGAAGGUUCGGACAAUGACUAGAGGCUCAUUCCUUCAAGCUGGAUGUGGCAUUUUAAAUGUUUUGCUAACUUUGGGGAGAUGGUUUUCUUAUGUUGUUUGUAAAACUGGAUCCUUUUGCACUUGGCACAAUCAACACCCCAUUACAUUGCGAUGUAGGUAAACGGAGUCGAUGGGUGUGCCAUUCUUUUGAUAAAGCUGAGAAAUAUAUCAAACGUGUGACAUGAGACAUGAGAAGAUUAUCUGGAAGUUUUGGUUAUUGUAAUAUUGUUAUGUAUCUUAAAUGUUUGUCUUUUUGUGGUGUUAAAGAUGCAGUAGUUGUUAGAUGAUACUAUUUUCUGAAAAUGAAGUUUCUGAAAUAAUUUAACUGAUCAAAGUGCUGGGCCAUCACAACAUCAUGAACAACUUCUUUUUUAUCUCUGAGAAUACAUCACCCAACUGAUUUAAAGAUUGUAUGAAAGCACCACUAAUCAAUAUUGAGUCAAACGUAUUAUGGCUCAGCUCAAAAUCAACUGCAUUCCUUGCCAUAUUAUGCUUGGUUAUUGCAGGCAUGAAGAACUGGCCUUCACAGCUAAAUGGAAAAUAAUAUACCUCAAUGUUGACUUAUGGUAGUAUAUUUCUUUUGUCACACAUUUAAAAAAGACAACAAAAACGUUUUUCAUCAUUUUAAAAACAUAUGGGUGUCAGACUGACCGGACGACUCCUUUCUUCUUCUUUUUUUUAAGUGACAUUUGGAUAAAGUAAAUAAAAUGAUUUCUCAUUAAACUUAAUGUUGUUUUGUGGUGUUGAAUGAUCCAAUGAGGUCUGUUGAAAGGUGGGAAUGAGGAUCAAAGUGUGUCUGUAUGUAAGUCUUACAGAAGAGUGUUUGCAGCUUUGUAAAGCAUAUUGUGAAUGAUUCUUGGUAAAGGGAAAUAUUUGUACAGCUAAAGGAUUGUUUGAUGAACAAGAUGAAGAAUAUUUAUAUAGAACAAGAUGAAGAAUAUUUAUAUAGAACUGAAUGUAUUCUGCUGCAAACAAACUAUGGCCACCAUUUUAUAAUCUGCCUUGAUUAUUGGGAACACUGGUGACUACUAUGUUGUUGUAUCUGAACACAAUGUAUGUUUUGCUGCUGUCAGGUAAGAAAAUAAAAUAUUGUAGCUCUG
Molecule: messenger RNA, 2267 nt
Organism: Siniperca chuatsi (mandarin fish)
Lineage: Eukaryota; Metazoa; Chordata; Actinopteri; Centrarchiformes; Sinipercidae
Gene: c1galt1c1
Product: C1GALT1-specific chaperone 1
Exons: 2
Coding region: 196-1149 (317 amino acids)
Molecular function (GO): N-acetylgalactosaminide beta-1,3-galactosyltransferase activity
Source: RefSeq, a predicted model, not a curated record